GUGGGAGAAGCCAGACCGCCAUUUUGGCCCCUUAAAAACAUCCCCUCCCCACAGAAAAACCCGUUGAAAACAACCGACGGUAGCCGAAGGUCGACGCUUGUGCCGUUUUUUCGUCGUCGGUGUUCUCUCUCAAAAAGACACAAAAUAAAUCCUCAAAAAUUAUUGGUUAGGUUAUUUAACCACAUCAAGUGCCAGUGUAUAGUUUCAUCGUUGACUGAGGCCAUGAUGAAUAAGGAUUGCUUCUGAAUCUGAAGAAAUGGACGUGUCAGGUGACCUUACCCUCCAGUGGGUGGAGGAAGUGGGUAAUGUUAUCCACGAAGAGGUCAUUUGUGGACUUGAGGCGGAUCUGGAGACCCAGGAGGGCGAGGUUAUUGGAGCCUGUGAGGAAGUGUGCAUUGAGGAGGAUGGCCAGGGAGGGUCUGAGCAGGAAGCGACACAAGACUUGCCACCGGACACAGAGAUCCUGAUGGUCCCACAGUCCAGUGAUAUGGAGUCGAUCUACAUAGUUCCACAGGAUCAGGGUCAUGAUUAUUUAAAUAUACAAGUGACUGAGGAAGUAAUCACAGAUAACUGGGACAGAUCUGGACCUGAGGAUGGCGUCGAGAUCCCAGAGACCAAAGUCUCCCACGAUAAUCUCCUGGAGUACGAUGACAUGGAGAUUCCCUUGCCGAUAGACCAGGACUCGUACACAAAUACCCGACCUUAUCCAUGCGACUUCUGCAGCCGUCGUUUUCGAAAAAAGGCAAACCUGAUGAAUCACAUGGUGGCGCAUCAAACUGAUCGCCCACACGGCUGUAAUUUAUGUGGCGCCCGCUACGUCCGUAAGUGCGACCUAAUGAAUCAUUUGAAAAUUCACGCGUACGCCCCCACUCGCGACGGUCUGGAGGACGACCUCCAAUCCGAGGAUCUUCCAGAUGACGACGAUCCCCCCAAGGGCCGUCGAAAGAAACCUCAAGCUCCGCGAAAGCGCAAAGCUAUUCAAAAGCGUCCCCUGAACCCAUUAGACACCUCCCUAGAUCACGCAGACAAGCCCCCAAGGCUCCAAAAAUCCUUUGAUUACGUCGACGAGGACAUGCGCCUCCUUGAGGAAAUGACCACCCGGCCGAAUUCAGCCCCUCGAUGGCCAAUAACCGAUCCUACAAAACCAUACGUCUGCCAGUACUGCGGUGUGGGCUUCGCCCGGGAGAAGGCCCUUGCUUCCCAUGCGCGAAUCCACGGCGGUGACAGCCCCUUUGAGUGUACAAACUGCGGUGAUAUGUUUUGGGACGUAAAUGCCCUUCGCGAUCACAUCCGUAUAAAGCACGGCGUCACCCAAUCCCCGAUCGAUGAAUUCGAGGCUUCGGAGACCCCUUAUACCGGGGACGAUAGGUUCGGUGAGUUCUACUGCGAGACCUGCGGUGUUCCUUUUCACCGUCUCGACCUUCUCAAACGCCAUCGAAAGAUUCACGUGAAACAGGAAGGUGGGAGUGAGCAGGUGGACGCGAGUAACCACCACGUGUGUAACGUCUGUGGGGAGUGGUUCGAAGAAGCACUGGCACUCCUAGCCCAUGCCGAACUCCACGCGAGAUCUCCGACGAGACGUUGCCUCCUCUGCGGAGAACGCUGUCGAGAUGACGCAGAAGUCGCGGAACACGUGCGACUCAUUCACGGGGAGGACGCGCCUCCUAAUACGUGUACCCUGUGUGGGAAAACGUGCAAAGACAAGCGAAGUUUGUUGAAACACUCGUGGGUUCAUAAUACCGAUAAGACCUUCGGCUGCACAAAGUGCGGCAAGCGAUUCCACUCGAAAGCGCGCUUACGAAGGCACAUGGUGAGCCACAGAAACAAAAUGGUGGCUUGUGACGAAUGCGGGGAGGAGUUUCCUGAUGGUAGGGCACUGGUGUCCCACCGACACUCACAUAAUAAGGAGUUGGGGGGAAGAUCUUUUCCUUGUAGAGAGUGUGGAAAGACAUUUGGGAGCAGGAGUUCUCAGCAGAUUCACAUCAGGAUUCAUACGGGUGAGAGACCAUACGGUUGUAGAUUCUGCUGGAAAGCUUUCGCUGAUGGUGGAACAUUGAGGAAACAUGAGAGGAUUCAUACUGGAGAAAAGCCGUACGGCUGCGCCAUCUGCCCCAGAGCGUUCAAUCAGAGAGUAGUCCUUCGAGAACAUGUUCGGGCACAUCACUCAGGGCCUGAUCCCAAGUGUCAUGGAAGCCUGACUCCGUAUCUCUGUAAGGUGUGUGGAGAUUCUUUUGGAUCAUCCGAGGAGAUCAUUUUGCAUAUUGUGCAGCACUGCGAUGACAACACGGCGUUGAGGCGACAGCCGCAGGUUGGACCCAGGAAAUACAAACGGAGGAGAAAACUCAAGCCUCAUGAGAGCCCGACAAUUCCCCAGAGAAACGAAUUCGACACCGUCGAACUUUCUGAAUCCGAUGAGAAUAGCAAACGUAAAACCAAGAAGAGUACAAAACGAUCUAUUGAUGAGGGUUAUCAAUCUGUUCUAAAGUCCUUUGAGAGUUCGAUUCAGAAUAUCAACUCGAUUGUGAGUAGUACGAAGGCGAGCAAGAGUGGAAAGGUGAAGAAAAAGCUGAAGAAGGAGGAGAAGAAGGUGCCUGAGAGCAGCACAGCGUCCAAUUCAGGACGCCCGAAGAUGAUUCACACGCAGAAGACGAGAGUGCCGGUUGAGGUUGGUAGUGAUGGAGUGAAGAAGGGACAGAAGACGAAGACCAUGGUUACGAGGACGCCAAAGGUGAUGCCCGGGGAGCGUGGGAUAUUCCUUGGAGGUGAGCGAAACCGACCGAGGACUAAGAAUGUUAGCUAUCAUGUGGACGGGAGGAAUGUCAUCCCCGCUACUUUCCCAGGGAUAACAGCUGAGAUCAUUGAAGCACCUCCAGCACAACUAGCAGAACCAGAACCAGCGCCACCAUCAUCAACACCAACACCAACACCACCGCCUCCUCAGGAAUUUGUCCAGGUCAACGUCAAGAGUGAGCCUCAGAUGACCACUAGGAGAUCAGCUGCCAAUUAUUCUAAUGGAGAUAAUCUCAAUCUCCCUGAGAUUGAGGCUAAGAAGAAAGUGAAGAAGGGGGGCAAGAGGGUUGGCAGACCUAUCAAACAGGAACCUAGGGAGGAAGUUGUUGAGGAGCACUUACCGGAGGAUGAAGUUGUUGAUGAGGUGCCCAAGGUCGCUAUGGAAAUGGAAGUUGGCUUUGAGGAGACUAUGGAGGAGAAUGGCGAGAGCAUUCUACCGGAUCUGGAAUCUGUUCAUCACAAUGUUGUUGUGCCGGACAAGGUCAGUCUUAGAGUCAAGGUGGAGCCUGCUGCCACCAGGAGGUUACUCGAGGAGGAGGUGCCUGAAACUAUUGUUCCGGAUACACUUGAGUACACAUGUGAAAUGUGCUCGGCUGUUUUUUCAAGUCGUGCGGAGUUACUUGUACAUGUACCUAUACACAUUUGAUUUAGUACGGAGAUUAUGGUACAUUAGUGUGGUGGUUAGAUGGAGUGGGAGGGAGGGGUGAAGUCAGAAAGGUGAGGGGAUACAGUCCCCGAAGGUGAGGUUCCAGGUUAGGAAUUAUGUUUGAGAUGAAUGGGAAAUGGCGGAUUUCCAGGAGAACUAACCGACGAAGAGGCUUCACCAGGUGGUGGUUUUCAUCCAGAAUUUCGUCAGCUUUAAGAUGGGACCAUUUUCACCCGAAUCCCGUUUAUAGUUUCAGCAGAGAUAUUAAUUUUUUCGCGUUAAGUUUUGAGACAAUAUUCAUAGAAAUUCCUGUACAUUCAAUUUUUUUGGGGGUUGAAAGUGACUCCGGUGGAUGCAGAUGGGAAAAUUUCCGUCGAUAUUCGUUUCCAACCGAGUAUUCCAACUUUUCAUGUUCUCAAGAUUUGAUGAGAAAUUUGUCCUUCGAGAAUUUGAAGGGAUGAAAAAACUUUUACGUAGUGGAAAAUUGGAAAUUUUCCUGGCUCUCAAGUGAAUUAAGUUUCAUCAAAAAAUUCUUGAUUGUUCCGGAUAUGUCAAAAAAACGAUGCGUUAGAGUCAACUAUUUUGAUUAAACGAAUGUUCUUUAUUUUCACUCAAUUCUCGUUUAAAUUCACUUCGACACUUCUUUGUAUUCAGCACUUGUGUAAUUCAUUAUUAAUUAUUAAAGAUAAUCUUCUUUUCAUUUUUUUAUUUACUGUUGAUACUUUGAGAGGUUGUGCUCCUUGCUCUAUGAAUUGAUUUUCGUUAAGAGGCUGAAUAUCUCUUGAUCUUCCUCAUUUCAUUAAUUUUUUUCGUUCAGUUAUUUUCUUUUCCCUUUAUCCACUUUCACUUCGAAAAUAUGUGAAAACGAAAAAAUUAGAAAAUGAAACUCCGGACAUUCCCGUAAAAAGAGUAAAACAAAAUGUGAGGAAAUUUUAUACAAUUUGUAAAACUGUAAAUUUGACGAUAAAAAGAUGUAAAUAAAAUUUACAAAAACUAAAAAUUACAUUAGAGCCUUCAUUCGAAUUUUGAGCAGAGAAAGUAAAAGAGAAAAGCUGAGGAGAAUUUGUUUUUGCAAAAGUGUCGAGAAACUUUAAUAAACCUAAGACACCACAGAAAUAUUCACAUUACGUCUAUUGCUGACUUUUCAUGAUUCAAAUUGAAUGAAAUAAUAAUCAUGAAUCUGUAAUUAUCUGUGCUUUAUGGUAAUUUUAAGGAUGACUAAAAUAGUAAUUAGGCAGAAUAAUUUAGUGUAAAAUUACAAAUGAAAAAUUGUAUUGCAUGGUAGAACUUUAAUUCACAAAUAUUGAUUUAAAAAAACAAUCUAACAUAUGAGAGAAAUUAAAGUUAGAAUAAUGAAAAAGCAAAUAUUAUAAUUUUAAAUUUAAGUCAACAUAAAAAUUAAAAAAUAAAUAUAUUAAAGUAAGAAAUACAACGCUGUAUUCUGAUGGCAAAUUAGUAUAACUAGAUUCUUUAAAUGAAGUACACUUUUGUUACCUCUAAGUAACUAAUUAUUGUGACAAGGGUGGAUAUUGGAUUUUGUCAAGAUUUGGAUCAAAAAUAUUGAAUAGUAAUGAUAAUUCACAGAGACAAAGCUAAAUAAUUAAUAAAGGAGUAUGAGACGAUGGAAGGCGUAAAUUGUACAUAUUUUAUUGGGUAUGGUAUGGUGACGCAAUUUACUGUUAAUUGUAGUUGUAUUUUUCUUUGAAUAAAUAAUUAAUUAAUGGAUAUAUA
Diachasma alloeum is the source of this 5167-nucleotide messenger RNA. RefSeq names its product zinc finger protein 569. The record is from RefSeq and is a predicted model, not a curated record. The coding region runs from base 257 to 3436 and encodes 1059 amino acids. The transcript has 3 exons. NCBI's taxonomy places the organism in Eukaryota, Metazoa, Arthropoda, Insecta, Hymenoptera, Braconidae.